Molecule: messenger RNA, 473 nt
Organism: Anarrhichthys ocellatus (wolf-eel)
Lineage: Eukaryota; Metazoa; Chordata; Actinopteri; Perciformes; Anarhichadidae
Gene: pfkla
Product: phosphofructokinase, liver a
Exons: 4
Coding region: 222-473 (83 amino acids)
Biological process (GO): fructose 6-phosphate metabolic process; fructose 1,6-bisphosphate metabolic process; canonical glycolysis
Cellular component (GO): 6-phosphofructokinase complex; membrane
Molecular function (GO): 6-phosphofructokinase activity; identical protein binding; fructose-6-phosphate binding
Source: RefSeq, a predicted model, not a curated record
CUCACUUGUACUCCUCCCCGCGACCUCUGCUCUGAAAGGGGCGGGGCCAAAUCCCUGGUAACGGCUGUUACGUUGACGUUUACUCGAAUGUUACCUACUGCUGACAAGGAAGCGACCUCUGUAUUAACCCUUAUUUACCUAAAGAACCACUUAAUUUAACUUGUUGACGGCCAUUUUUUAAGUUUUCACCCGGGUUUGUUGUCGUAAACUGGGGGGUCAAAAUGGCCACGAUGGACUUGGAGAAGCUGAAGAUGACGGGUGCUGGUCGAGCCAUGGCAGUGCUGACCAGCGGUGGAGAUGCACAGGGGAUGAAUGCUGCGGUCCGAGCUGUGACCAGGAUGGGCAUCUAUGUGGGGGCCCAGGUCUAUCUUAUACAUGAGGGAUACCAGGGCAUGGUGGAUGGGGGAGACAACAUCAAGCUGGCAAACUGGCAAAGUGUGACCAACAUCAUCCAACUGGUGGCAUUGUUAUGA